Penicillium macrosclerotiorum is the source of this 627-nucleotide messenger RNA. Its product is annotated as UbiX family flavin prenyltransferase. The transcript has a single exon. The record is from RefSeq and is a predicted model, not a curated record. Lineage: Eukaryota; Fungi; Ascomycota; Eurotiomycetes; Eurotiales; Aspergillaceae. Gene Ontology annotation, molecular function: carboxy-lyase activity. Bases 1 to 627 code for a protein of 208 amino acids.
AUGGCUGUAGAGAAGCCUAGCUCUGCGCACCAGCAGCCACCAGCCCAGCGCCGCAAACGGAUUGUUGUCGCGAUGACCGGAGCGACUGGAGCAAUCCUCGGAAUUAAGGCCUUGAUUGCCUUGCGUCGCUUGAAUGUCGAAACUCAUUUGGUUAUGAGCAAGUGGGCCGAGGCGACUAUCAAAUACGAGACGGACUAUCACCCGUCGAAUGUCAAAGCUCUAGCCGACCAUGUUCACUCCAUUAAUGACAUGGCCGCUCCAAUCUCCAGUGGCUCAUUCAAGGCCGACGGCAUGAUUGUAGUCCCUUGCAGCAUGAAGUCAUUGGCUGCCAUCCACAGCGGGUUCUGUGAUGAUCUGAUCUCCCGCACCGCCGAUGUUAUGCUCAAGGAGCGACGACGACUAGUACUAGUCGCCCGCGAAACGCCGCUGAGCGAUAUUCAUCUGCGCAAUAUGCUCGAGGUGUCCCGCGCAGGGGCCAUUAUCUUCCCGCCCGUCCCAGCAUACUAUAUCCGAGCUGCCUCGGUGGAUGAGCUGGUCGACCAAAGUGUAGGGCGCAUGCUGGACCUCUUCGACCUAGACACGGGGGACUUUGAGCGCUGGGAAGGUUGGCAACAGGCCGAGCGUUGA